Molecule: messenger RNA, 381 nt
Organism: Staurois parvus
Lineage: Eukaryota; Metazoa; Chordata; Amphibia; Anura; Ranidae
Source: the annotation of a GenBank genome assembly
UGUCUGCAGUCUCUGGUCAUCCCCUGUACUGUGUCCGCAGUCUCUGGUCAUUCCCUGUACUGUGUCCGCAGUCUCUGGUCAUCCCCUGUACUGUGUCCGCAGUCUCUGGUCAUUCCCUGUACUGUGUCCGCAGUCUCUGGUCAUCCCCUGUACUUUGUCCGCAGUCUCUGGUCAUCCCCUGUACUGUGUCCGCAGUCUCUGGUCAUCCCCUGUACAGUGUCCGCAGUCUCUGGUCAUCCCCUGUACCGUGUCCGCAGUCUCUGGUCAUCCCCUGUACAGUGUCCGCAGUCUCUGGUCAUCCCCUGUACCGUGUCCGCAGUCUCUGGUCAUCCCCUGUACAGUGUCCGCAGUCUCUGGUCAUCCCCUGUACAGUGUCCCGCA